UCUCUCUCUCUCCGUACAGUGACAUAUUCGAUGCCAUGUUCCCCGUCACUCACAUCGGAGGGGAAACAGUCAUCCAACAAGGCGAUGAAGGGGACAACUUCUACGUGAUUGACCAAGGAGAAGUGGAUGUGUAUGUGAACGGGGAGUGGGUGACGAGCAUCGGAGAGGGGGGCAGUUUCGGGGAGCUGGCCCUGAUCUACGGGACCCCCAGAGCUGCCACCGUCAAGGCCAAGACGGACCUCAAGCUGUGGGGCAUCGACCGGGACAGCUACCGCCGCAUCCUCAUGGUACGGGCCUCGGACCACCGGGACCACCGGGACCCCUGACACCCCACGCCAACA
Molecule: messenger RNA, 341 nt
Organism: Gadus macrocephalus (Pacific cod)
Lineage: Eukaryota; Metazoa; Chordata; Actinopteri; Gadiformes; Gadidae
Product: cAMP-dependent protein kinase type I-beta regulatory subunit-like
Exons: 3
Coding region: 36-326 (96 amino acids)
Source: RefSeq, a predicted model, not a curated record